GUCUCCCUCUAAAUACUCAAAAGAGUUAUCCUGCUGAGUAUUAUACAUGGAGCAAAAUAAAGCCGGUCGGUUAUAAAAAUACUGCUUUGCAGGCCAAGUUGGCCGCGCCAGACAGUGUAAGCCUAUGCACACGGGAAAUGGCGGGGACGAACUCGCCGUCCUCUACAGUUUCUAGAGAUGAAUCUUCAUCAUCCUCAAAACUAGAACCGUCUGAAUCGAUUGCAGAGAAUCUUCCAUGUAGGGUCCUUCAGUCCUCUGCGAUUCGUGCUGCUCGUUCUCCGAGACACAACUCUUCCACCCAUUUCCGUCCCUUCCAGUUGGUGGACACCUCUAUGGAUUCCCAAACUUGCAGAAGGGGAGAAGUGGCAGAUCAUGAUAAAGAGGAGGCCCUCUUUAGGCGCUUGCGGGAGUCCUUAGAUGCUCAUCCAGAUGAUGCUUCGCUCCAUCUUGAAAUGGGCGUAUUUUUGUGGGAGAAAGGAGAAGCUAAGGAAACCAAGGAAAAUGCUGCUGAACAUUUUCUGAUAUCGGCCAAGUUGAACCCUGAGAAUGGUGACGCUUUCAAAUUUCUUGGCCAUUAUUAUCGCUGCGUUUCCGGCAAUGCUCAGAGAGCCCUGAAGUGUUAUCAGAGAGCUGUUACGCUCAAUCCCGAUGAUUCUGACUCUGGGGAAGCUUUAUGCAAUUUGCUUGACGAAGGAGGAAGAGAGAAUUUGGAGGUGGCAAUAUGCCGCGAAGCUUCUGAAAAGUCACCCAAGGCUUUCUGGGCUUUCCGCAGACUAGGCUACUUGCAGGUCUAUCAAAAGAAAUGGAUCGAGGCUGUACAGAGUCUGCAGUAUGCCCUACGAGGCUAUCCUACAUGUGCUGAUUUGUGGGAAGCUUUGGGUCUUGCUUAUCAACGACUAGGCAGGUUUACUGCAGCUGUUAAGUCUUACGGCCGUGCCCUAGAAUUGGAUAACGCUCGAGUCUUCGCUUUGGUUGAAAGUGGAAAUAUCUUUUUGACACUUGGCACAUUUGAAAAGGGAGUUGAUCACUUUCGACAAGCUUUGGCGAUCUCGCUCCAUUGUGUCUCUGCACACUAUGGAAUUGCUUUUGGGUUGCUUGGUUUUGCUAAAAACUGCAUUAAUCGGGGCGCUUAUCGGUGGGGAGCUUCAAUAUUAAAGGAGGCAUCUCAGUUUGCUAGGACAUGUACAUAUAUUGUUAAAAAUAUCUCAUGUAUUUGGACGUUGCUUGCUGAUAUUCAGCUUGCAUAUGCAAAAUGUUUUCCUUGGAUCGAUGAGAUUCAAGAGUUGGAAUCUGAUGAGGCUUUCAAGGCUUCCAUCUUGUCAUGGAGGAAGGCCUGCUCUUUUGCUGCAAGAGAUGCUAGAGUUUCGUAUCAAAGGGCCUUGCAUUUGGCUCCAUGGCAAGCUAACAUCUAUGUUGACAUUGCAGUAACUUCAGAUCUUAUUAUCUCAUUGGAUAAUGAUCACAAACAAGACACAAAUGCAUGGCAGCUAUCAGAGAAGAUGUCUGUGGGGGCCCUGCUGCUGGAAAGUGACAAUUAUGAGUUCUGGGUGGCAUUGGGAUAUGUGUCUGAUCAUAAUGCCCUAAAGCAACAUGCUUUAAUUAGAGGAUUACAGUUGAAUGUGUCUCUAGCUAUUUCUUGGGGAUAUCUUGGGAAGCUUUAUAGAAAAAAGGGUGAAAAGCUAUUGGCAAGGCAAGUAUUUGAUCGUGCUAGAAGUAUUGAUCCUGGGCUUGCAUUGCCCUGGGCAAGCAUGUCAGCUGAGUGUCACACGAGGGAGCUUGCACUAGCUGAGGCAUUUGAGAGCUGUUUGCGGGCUGUACAAAUAAUGCCUUUAGCUGAAUUCCAAAUCGGCCUCACUAAGCUCGCCUUACGCACUGGCCAUCUUUCAUCUUCACAGGUCUUCGGAGCUAUUCAGCAGGCUGUGCAGCGUUCACCUCAAUAUCCUGAAUCCCAUAAUUUAAAUGGGCUGGUAUUUGAGGCUCGAAAAGAUUAUCAGUCUGCUGCUACUUCUUAUAGAUUAGCACGCCAUGCAAUGAACACUGGCUCAUGUAAUGUUCCAAACUCACAGAUCAGGGAUGUAUCAAUCAAUUUGGCAAGGGUACUUUCUAAGGCAGGGAAUACAGUUGAUGCUUUGGAAGAAUGCGAACAUUUGAAGAAAGAAGGGGCGCUUGAUUCAGAAGGUUUGCAAGUAUAUGCUUUUUCUCUGUGGCAACUUGGUGAAGAUAAUAUGGCCCUUUCUGUAGCUCGAAGUCUUGCUGCAAGUCUUUCUUCUAUGGAGAAGACAUUUGUGGCAACAUCCAUUUGUUUCAUCUGUAGAUUAUUAUACUCCCUACGUGGGUUGGAUGCAGUGACCACUAUGAUUGUGAAAAUGCCCAAAGAGUUAUUUCAAAGUGCCAAAGUGAGUUUUGUACUGUCAGCUAUUCAUGCUCUUGAUGGGCACAAUGACUAUCUUGGAUCUGUUGUCUCAAGUAGUCGAUCUUUUCUCACUUCUCAUGAAGAAAUUGCCAAGAUGCACUUUUUAGUUGUGCUUGGUAAACUGGUGAAAAAUGGGUCUGAAUGCUACCUUGGAGUUCAGAGUGGAGUUCUGCACCUUAGGAAAGCUUUGCACAUGUUCCCUAACAGCAAUUUGCUGAGGAAUCUACUUGGUUUUCUCUUGGUAUCCUGUAAAGAGAUAAACAACUGUCACAUAGCAAUAAGGUGUUGCAAAUCAGACCCUCCUGACCUUCCAAAUCAAGAAGGUUUUAAAUUAGCAUCAGAUAUUCAAGGCGCUGGAGCAAUUUCUUGCUACACCAUUGGAAACAAUAAUUCAAAGCACUUUCCAACUUGUGCAAAGCAGUAUCAUACUAAUCUGAAAUCUAUCAGAUACCAGCAGAAAUGCUUUCAUCAAAAACCAUGGAAUCACAAUGCUCGAUACUUGCUUGUUCUUAACUAUCUUCAGAGGGCACGCGAAGAGAGAUUUCCUUAUCAUCUUUGUGUUAUAAUUAAUCGUCUAGUUUUUGUGGCUCUUUCUAAUGAAUUAUAUUGUAAGGCAGAAGUGUCUUACCAAUAUCAACAGUUCCAACUUCUUCUCUGUGCUUCUGAGAUUAGUUUACGUUGUGGGGACCAAGUUACUUGUAUCACCCAUGCUAAAAAGGCUGCUGAAAUUGUACUUCCUGAUGAUUAUUUAUUUUUUGCACACCUACUGUUGUGUCGUGCUCAUGCUAUGAAAAGUGAUUUUCUAAAUCUACAGAAAGAGUAUACAAGGUGCUUGGACCUUAGAACAGAUUGUCAUAUUGGCUGGAUUUGUCUCAAACUAGUGGAAUCUCGAUAUCAGCUCCAAAUUGAUUCAAAUGCUAUAGACUUGAACUUUGAGCACAGUAUUAGAAAGGGUGGCAGUAUAGGGAAAAUGUGGAUGGCUGUAUAUAACCUGGUGAGAGGCUUAAUUUCCUUGCAGAAUGGGGAUUUACUCUCAGCAGAAGAGCUCUUGGCACAGGCUUGUUUAUUGGUGGAUUCCGAAACCUGCCCCUAUUUAUGUCAUGGAGCUAUCUGUAUGGAGCUUGGCAGGCAGUGCUAUGGCUCUUCGUUUUUAUCCCGGGCUGCAAAGAGCCUUGCCAAAGUUCAUGAACAUUCAAUGAUUCCCUUACCUCUUGCUAGACUAUUGCUGGCUCAAGCAGAAGGUAGCCUUGGUUUUAAAGAGAAUUGGAUCAGAAACCUUGGCUUUGAAUGGCAUUCGUGGCCCCCAGAACUGAGACCUGCUGAGCUCUUCUUUCAAAUGCAUCUGCUUGCAAGACAGUCGAAAGUUGGUUUUAACACCCAGUCCAGCGGAAGGUCCUUCUACAGUCUUCAAAGAUGGGUUCUUCAAGCAAUUCACAUAAACCCUUCCUGUAUGAGAUAUUGGAGAGUUUUACUGAAGCUCACAGGAUUCGAGUAAACAUCGCCGAUGUGCGUGGACUGGGAAGGAAUUUGUUCUCCUAUGUUUCCUGACCACUGCAAUCAAUUUGGGACACAGGAGAAAAGAAUGUAAAACGCUUCGAAAUCUAUUCUAAAGAACAUGAUUUGAUGCUCGCUUAUCCAAGCUGAGUAUGAUUGAUUUUGUUAAAAUAGUAAUGUUUAUAAGCCAGAAUAGGGUUAUCGUACUUCACUGCAAACAUCACAUUGUACCGCAGUUUUCUUUUAAACUUUUAUCUUAUAUAUGUGAGCACAUCUGUAUUAGAAAUCUUGCACAAUCAUUCAAACAGAUCUUCUCUAA
Prosopis cineraria is the source of this 4226-nucleotide messenger RNA. RefSeq names its product tetratricopeptide repeat protein SKI3. The record is from RefSeq and is a predicted model, not a curated record. Gene Ontology annotation, molecular function: protein binding. NCBI's taxonomy places the organism in Eukaryota, Viridiplantae, Streptophyta, Magnoliopsida, Fabales, Fabaceae. Gene Ontology annotation, cellular component: Ski complex.